Molecule: messenger RNA, 531 nt
Organism: Aspergillus calidoustus
Lineage: Eukaryota; Fungi; Ascomycota; Eurotiomycetes; Eurotiales; Aspergillaceae
Source: the annotation of a GenBank genome assembly
AUGGACAAUCUCCCAGAAUACCUACAAUCCCUCCUCCAACACCCUACUAUCCAACAAUUCACGUCUUCCCCUAUCGCCUCCAACCUCGCGCACCUCCACGCGACAUACCUCGACCCCUCCGUCGCCCACAUCAAAGAGUCCUACCUCGAUCCAUCGCUCGCACACCUACGCCUCACAUACCUCGACCCAUACAUCGUGCAACCCAUCGCGCACCUCCUCGCCUCAAUGCCUGACCUUGCGUCCGUCCUUGUCCUCAUCUUCAUCCUCUUCGUCUCUUUUAAAGUCCUCGAUUAUACUCGUCGCGCCGUGAUGUUCUGGGUGUGGCUGACGAUGCGCUUGGCCUGGUGGGCGACAAUCAUCUCGCUGGGGCUGUAUAUGUACCAGGCGGGGUGGGCGAAGGUUGCGCGCGAUCUGGGGUUCGUUUUCAACUUCCUCGUGGGGCUUCUGGAGCAGGUUGGGCGUGGGAUGGAGGAGUCUACGGCGGCGCGGGCAGGGGAGAAACCUAGUCGGGGCUCGUGGCAGAGGACUUGA